This is a messenger RNA of Ixodes scapularis (black-legged tick), 2515 nucleotides long. RefSeq names its product rab proteins geranylgeranyltransferase component A (gene Rep). NCBI's taxonomy places the organism in Eukaryota, Metazoa, Arthropoda, Arachnida, Ixodida, Ixodidae. Gene Ontology annotation, cellular component: nucleus; Rab-protein geranylgeranyltransferase complex; cytoplasm. The coding region runs from base 190 to 2355 and encodes 721 amino acids. The transcript has 16 exons. Gene Ontology annotation, biological process: intracellular protein transport; small GTPase-mediated signal transduction; vesicle-mediated transport. The record is from RefSeq and is a predicted model, not a curated record. Gene Ontology annotation, molecular function: GDP-dissociation inhibitor activity.
UGUCCAUCCAUCAAGAAAAGCUAGGCACAGGGCCAAGCAGUUCUGGAAUAGGCGUGUUUGUGCGUUUUCGGAUCAAGUGAGCGCGUCUGAAGUUUGCGGUGGCGGUCAUCACUUCCCACUGUACAGUUACGUUUCGAAAUAUGUUCGUGAUACUCGUUUGUUAGUGGAAUAUUUAAGGGAAGCAGAACCAUGGACGACCUGCCGGUCGAUCACGACGUAAUCGUCGUCGGAACAGGCAUGCCGGAGUCCAUCGUUGCAGCAGCCAUAGCCAGGAUCGGUCAACGAGUUCUUCAUUUGGACAAGGAAGCUCAUUAUGGCAGUCUCUGGGCGAGCUACAACUUCACAAGUCUACGGGAGUGGAUGUUUAAUCGGAGAAUCCGAGUGGAAGAAGAAACAGAUGCGUCCAGCUUUGAUGCAUUGCUCCAUGCCGGCGAGAGCUAUGUGUUGACUGCCCGCAACUACCCAGUCAUCUCAAACGCUAAAGAGAUUGUGAAUGUUCCCGAGUCCAUCCCGGACCGUCAAGCACCCAGUCCCUGCCCCGAGCAGCCGGAAGCAGCCGCCGACGUUAACCUGGCGGUUGGCGAGGCGUUGGUUUCGGCCUCGGCGGAAAGCAGCUCAACAGACGUCGAGAGCUGUCCAUGUCCCGAGUUGAUCUCUGCUCAUGAGUGCCCUCGCCCGGUGGCAGACGUCCCGGGUACAGACGACGUCGGCAAUGGGACGCCGGUCCCCACGAGCUCCGACGAAAAUGGCAGUCGGCCGACUGUCGCGGACCCCGCGGAGGUGAGCGGCAGCGACAACAGUUCGCUCGACGCGACGUUCGGAAGCAUGACACAACGUGGAGAGUCAUCGUUGGAAUCCGACGGAGCGUCCGGUUCUGCCCAAAACAAGGUCCAAGUCAAGGAAGAGUGGUCCUUGGCGAAGAUGAUCGGCGUCUCUCGCAAGUUCAAUCUGGAUCUUGCGCCCAAGCUCCUGUUCAGCAGAGGUCCCCUCGUGGAGCUGCUGAUUUCCUCCAACAUCGCCCGUUACGCCGAGUUCAAGGCGGUCACGCGAAUCCUGACGCAUCACGAUGGGACUCUGCAGCAGGUCCCGUGUUCGCGGGCAGACGUCUUCAGCUGCAAGCACGUGACCGUCAUCGAGAAGCGGAUGCUGAUGAAGUUCCUCACCUUCUGCAAGGAGUUUCAGCAGCACCCCGAGGAAUACCGAGGGUUUGAAGGAAAGCCUUUCAGGGAGUUCCUGAGCACAAGGCAGCUGACACAGAACCUGGAGCACUACAUUCUUCACGCCAUUGCCAUGGUGGAUGAUCAUACCCCUACUCUACAGGGUCUGAAGUCCACACAGAAGUUCCUGGAGUCUCUGGGGAGGUAUGGGAACAGUCCGUUCCUGGCUUCUCUGUACGGAAGCGGAGAGCUGCCUCAGUGCUUCUGCAGAUUGUGUGCCGUCUACGGGGGCAUCUACCACCUCCAGAGGGGACCCGGUGCCAUUGUGCGCAACGAGCAAGGUGCCUGUGUCGGAAUCAUCUCCAAUGGCAGACGCUUCAACUGCAAAUGGCUUGUGAUGGAGUCUAGCUAUGCACCACAAGAGUUCAAGCCCACUGAGGGAUUCCACAGGGUGUCAAGGGCCAUCCUGGUGACGGACAGGUCGCUUCUCCCAGCUGAAAAAGAGCAGAUCACGUUGCUCCGGGUGCCGAGGAAAGACGGAGUCGGUUCGGCGGUGCUGGUCCAAGAAAUGGGUCCGGGGAUGAUGGUGUGCCCUGCCGGACUCUUCGUGGUUCACCUGACGUGUCCCAGCGUUGGAGAGGACGCGGAAGAAGACCUGGAGCCCGUGGUGAGGCUGCUCUUCAGCCAGUCGUCGGACGAGAGUGAAGAAGAGACGAGACCCCGAGCCCUGUACCUGGUCUACUUCAACUCCGAGGACACCACGGGGAGCCCGUUGAACCGGAACUGCCCUCCCGGCUUGAUCCUGGUGUCCUCUCCUGGACCUUACUUGGACUACGAACGUCCGGUGAACGAAGCCAUGGAGGUCUUCCGUACCAUGUACGCCAACGAGGAAUUCCUUCCCCGUGCCCCCGACCCCGAAGAAAUUCUGUUGGAGUACGAGAAUAACCCUGGAGAUCACGAACCACAGGAAGACGGAAAUCACGACGAAACCGCGUCAGAAGGGAAGGACACCGACAAAGAUGGGCGUGGAAAAGCUGAGCCUGACACACCGAACCAGGGCAAACCGGAGCAGGCAAGCAAGGAGCUAGAAGACAAAGAAAGGGAACCAGAAAGCGGCAAGGGAGACGAUUCUAAUGCUUCAAAACGUACAGAGAGUUUGUCAAGUCCCAGCAAUGCUAGCUUCUCGGGCGACUCCUAAUAAUGUUUCUCGCUCCCGUCGCCAUUGUUUUUUGUUUUUCUCGUGUCUUCAAAAUGUAAGUUAUCGCUGGCGAUACCUGAAUGAUUUUUUCUUCAUGGGUGCUACUUCUUGUUCUUUUUUUUUUGGUGGAGUCACAAUAAACAUAUUAAGGUAAUCCUUA